Molecule: messenger RNA, 806 nt
Organism: Dioscorea cayenensis subsp. rotundata (Guinea yam)
Lineage: Eukaryota; Viridiplantae; Streptophyta; Magnoliopsida; Dioscoreales; Dioscoreaceae
Product: homeobox-leucine zipper protein ATHB-13-like
Exons: 3
Coding region: 1-507 (168 amino acids)
Biological process (GO): positive regulation of DNA-templated transcription
Cellular component (GO): nucleus
Molecular function (GO): DNA-binding transcription factor activity, RNA polymerase II-specific; sequence-specific DNA binding
Source: RefSeq, a predicted model, not a curated record
AUGGCCUUCAAUGGCAUGCACCCUUCCUUCUUCCCUUCUAACUUCAUCUUGUCCAAUGACUUCACCUUCAACUCUCCUUUCUUCAAUUCCAAUCCUCAAGACUUGGGAGGUGUUAGAGCAAUGGUGUGGAGGAAAGAGGGCGAAGAGCACAACGGAGACGAUGAUUUCUCCGAUGAUUGCUCAACCGGAGGGGAGAAGAAAAGGAGACUGAGUGUGGAGCAAGUGAGAACAUUAGAGAAAAACUUCGAAUUCGGUAACAAGUUAGAGCCAGAGAGAAAAAUGCAGCUAGCUCAAGCUCUCGGCCUUCAACCGAGACAAAUAGCCAUUUGGUUUCAGAACCGAAGAGCUCGGUGGAAGACGAAGCAACUAGAGAAGGAUUACGAUCACCUACAACAUCUCCUCGAGGAGGCUAAAUCGGAGAAUUUAGCCUUGCAAGCCGAGAAUCUUAAGCUUCAAGCAGAGAUAUUGGCAUUGAAAAGGGAUGGAAGUAGCAGAAGCAAUCAAUAAUAACGCCAUUAAAGACAAUGAAGGAUCUUGUAGCAACACAAGUGAUAACACCUCUGACAUGCUCAACUUGGGCAUAUUAAGGACAAUGUCAAGCAUUGAGACAUCUUUGGAUGCCAAACAAAGCAUCUCAUUCUUCUUGUCUUCAAACAAAACUGAUCAUGAACUUGCACUUUGCUCGAAGAUUGAAGAAGAAGCCGAAGAAAUAGUCUUACCUGAUGAGAGUUUCGCUAACAUGUUAUCCAUCAUCGACGAUGAUCGCGAUGGGGCCGGUUUCUUGCCAUGUGUUUGAACUCAAUAAG